Messenger RNA from Chiroxiphia lanceolata (lance-tailed manakin), 467 nucleotides. It is a transcript of the gene PRLH, whose product is annotated as prolactin releasing hormone. Bases 176 to 433 code for a protein of 85 amino acids. The record is from RefSeq and is a predicted model, not a curated record. Gene Ontology annotation, molecular function: prolactin-releasing peptide receptor binding; neuropeptide hormone activity. Gene Ontology annotation, biological process: response to peptide hormone; feeding behavior; G protein-coupled receptor signaling pathway. Lineage: Eukaryota; Metazoa; Chordata; Aves; Passeriformes; Pipridae. The transcript has 2 exons.
GUUCUCCCGAGCGCUUUGCAUCGCUGCUUGCCCAGGGAUACUGUGAUAGGGACACACAUCAACAGCCAAAUCCCUUCCCUCCCCAGCCGCAUCGGAGGCCGCCGUCUUUGUGGCGUGAAGUGCCGGGGGCCGGGAGACUUCGGAGACGAGCCAUUGCGGCCGGAAAGUGCUGGGGAUGAAGCUGGGGGCCACCUGCCUCCUGUGCCUGCUGCUCGCCUGCCUGACCCUGCCCGUCGCCUACGGCCACAUCCUCCAGCGCUCCAUGGAAAUCAGGAACCCGGACAUCGACCCCUCCUGGUACACGGGACGCGGGAUCAGGCCGGUGGGGCGGUUUGGGAGGCGGCAAGCCCUGGGUGAGGGCACCCACCCCAUGGGGGGCCGGCAGCGAGCCUGUGCAGCCCCCCACCCUCCCCGGGAGGAGCGGAACCCUUGAACUGAAGCUGACAAUAAAACCCCUUCUCCUCUCA